Drosophila novamexicana is the source of this 840-nucleotide messenger RNA. RefSeq lists its product as uncharacterized. The transcript has a single exon. The record is from RefSeq and is a predicted model, not a curated record. NCBI's taxonomy places the organism in Eukaryota, Metazoa, Arthropoda, Insecta, Diptera, Drosophilidae. The coding region runs from base 10 to 702 and encodes 230 amino acids.
UUGCAUUUAAUGAUGCUGCUGCUCUUGCUGGGACUGCUCACGGGCAGCGCCUGGUCACGUGCCAGGCCUGAAAAUCCACUCGAGAAAUUGGCCGUAGGCGCGCUCAGCGUGGGCACUGGCAUUAUGAGCAGCCUGCAGGAGGGCGCGCUGGCAACGCAACAGAUGAACUUUGAUGGCGGGCUGGUGGCUGUGCGCUCCAAGACGGCAAUGGGCUAUGGCGAUGCGAUGCGACUGGACAGUGGCGAAGAUUCCGACUCAUCCGAGUCGGAUGAAAGGCGGCGGCGGCGGCGCAAUAUCAACAGCACCAGCAGCAGCAGCAGCUACCGCAACAGCAGCCGCAGCUUUAGCUUGCACCGGGCGCUGCAUCGCCUCAAGCGUUCGCCUUGCGGCAUGAAGAUGGGCGCUACCACGGAGUCGGCCGACGAUGUCGAGGCGCGCAAGAAUCGCGCACGAAAGCGCGCCGCCAACAACAAUGCAUCUAGGACGCGCAUCAGCAAAACGAGCACCAAAAAGAAGCUGAUCGAGAGUCGCCGGCGACGACGCCGCCAGGCCACGCAACAGCAGCAGCAGCAGCUGGGCGCCGGCCUGGGCGAACAGGUCAAGGGCCUGUUUCUCGCAUUUAUAGACAACAUGGCCGACAUGGUGCAGCAGGUGCGCCAGCAAGUUAAAGGUGCAACUGCUCAAACCACUGGCGGCAUGUAAACCAUUUAAAUAUAAAUUAAUUAGCUUCCUUUUUUUUUUGAAUAUUAAAAACAUACCAAAUAGAUAUUGAAUUGGCUAAAAUGUCACCAAGAAAUUUCAGCUAUUUCUCAACUUUUUUUGUUGCUAAAAAUACUAAUA